AGCGCAGUGGCGCAGCAGCGGCAACGACUGCAGAGCAGCAGCGGCAGCUGCAGCGAAGACUGCAGCGAAGACUGCGGCAGCAGGAGCAGGAGCAGCAGCAGGAGCAGCAGCAGGAGCAGCAGCAGCAGCAGGGGCAGCAGCAGGAGCAGCAGCAGGAGCGGCAGAUUCAAGAUGUUGAAAGUGCUAUUCCUGGCCACUUUGACGUUUGCUCUUGUGAGGUCACAGGAUCUAGAGGAAACCAUCACUUACACGCAAUGUACAGAUGGUUACGAAUGGGACCCUGUAAGGCAGCAGUGCAAAGAUAUUGAUGAAUGUGACAUCGUCCCAGAUGCCUGCAAAGGUGGGAUGAAAUGUGUUAACCACUAUGGAGGAUAUCUCUGCCUACCCAGAACUGCCCAAAUUAUUGUCAAUAACGGGCAGCCAGAGCCAGAAUCAGGAGCCCCUGCUGAACCAGCCGCCGGCAGCCGAAAUAACUUCGUCAUUCGACGGACCCCAGCUGACCCUCAGCGAAUCCCUUCUAACCCCUCUCAUCAGAUUCAGUGUGCCACGGGGUACGAACCGAGCGAGCAGAACGUGUGCCAAGACAUCGAUGAGUGCACAACAGGAACUCAUAACUGCAGGGCAGACCAAGUGUGCCUAAACUUGAGAGGAUCUUUCAGCUGCCAGUGCCCGCCAGGUUAUCAGAAACGGGGAGAUCAGUGCGUUGACAUCGACGAGUGCACCAUUCCUCCUUAUUGCCACCAGCGAUGUGUGAACACGCCAGGUUCCUUUUAUUGCCAGUGCAGUGCCGGCUUCCAGCUAGCUGCAAACAACUACACCUGUGUGGAUAUAAACGAAUGUGAUGCCAGCAACCAAUGUGCCCAACAAUGCUACAAUUUACUUGGUUCCUUCAUCUGCCAGUGUAAUCAAGGAUACGAGUUAAGCAGUGACAGACUCAAUUGUGAAGAUAUUGAUGAAUGCAGAUCCUCCAGCUACCUGUGUCAAUAUCAGUGCGUCAACGAACCAGGAAAGUUCUCCUGCGUGUGUCCUGACGGAUACCAAGUGGUAGGAAGUCGAACGUGUCAAGAUAUAAAUGAGUGCGAGACCACCAAUGAGUGCCGGGAGGAUGAGAUGUGCUGGAAUUACCACGGGGGAUUCCGUUGUUACCCGAGAAAUCCCUGUCAAGAUCCUUAUGUCCUGACCUCAGAGAACCGCUGUGUUUGCCCGGCACCAAACGCCGUGUGCCGAGAACUUCCCCAGUCCAUUGUCUACAAGUACAUGAGCAUCCGUUCAGAUAGGUCUGUGCCGUCAGAUAUCUUCCAGAUCCAGGCCACCACUAUCUAUGCCAACACUAUUAACACUUUCCGGAUUAAAUCUGGAAAUGAAAAUGGAGAGUUCUACUUAAGGGCAAAGUCCCAGUGAGGUCAUUUCAGGAUUCAAAUCUGGCGUUUUACAUCGUUAGCAGCGGCAAGUUCUUAAUAGGAGGAGUUCUCCACAGGAUGCUUUCAAAUUUGGCAACAUCAUUUCAUUCUACAUUGUUUUCCUCACAGAAGUCCUUCAUCAGACCUUGAAGGUCAAUGUUUUGUUUUGAAAAUAGUAAACUAAGAAAGCCAUGUUUUUGUUACAAGAUUCCUCGUGUUUACAUUUUCAAAAUGUUUACAUGUUUACACUAUGCAUUUCACUUUCCUCAUUGCCACUGUCAGAAAUGUUUAGCUACUCACAACUAAAUUCUAAAAGAAAAAAACGAGACUUUCAGAAGGCCUGUUUUCUCUUCUCUCUGGAUCUGCUUACCAAAUGGCAGCUUUCCCAGCACAAACAAUUCCAAUUCAGUAAUUGCCACUCAAAUAAUUAACAUGCACAGCUAACAGAUGAACACGCUGAUUUUUAAAUCUCUCUCAGAACAACUUAUGCUUAGAUUUUUGAAACACUUUCAGAGAAAGAAAACUUUAGUUCAGUUAGCUAACACUUACACGUGGGUCCAAAUCCACAUUGUCCUUUUCCAUAUCACAUAGACGUGCACAUGUUGGGAGUUAUCCUUAUUUCUUAUUUGGGAAGUACUUACACAGUAAGAUUUCUCUUUACUAUUGGUGUGUUGAUCUCAAAUAAAAAUGCUACAGUUUCCUUGGA
Molecule: messenger RNA, 2106 nt
Organism: Ornithorhynchus anatinus (platypus)
Lineage: Eukaryota; Metazoa; Chordata; Mammalia; Monotremata; Ornithorhynchidae
Gene: EFEMP1
Product: EGF containing fibulin extracellular matrix protein 1
Exons: 11
Coding region: 172-1401 (409 amino acids)
Molecular function (GO): calcium ion binding
Source: RefSeq, a predicted model, not a curated record